Molecule: messenger RNA, 1629 nt
Organism: Trypanosoma cruzi
Lineage: Eukaryota; Euglenozoa; Kinetoplastea; Trypanosomatida; Trypanosomatidae
Exons: 1
Coding region: 1-1629 (542 amino acids)
Source: RefSeq, a predicted model, not a curated record
AUGGAUCUCGUGGAGCGCAAGGUUGAAGGCCUUCUUUGCGGAGCUCUGCUCGCUCCGCUGGGCUGGACAGCCCGUGUACAUCAUGACGUUCUUGAGGAUUCCUCACUAAACGUGGCGCAUUUUGAGCGACUUGAUAUUUCUAGGGAUUUCUUUUGCGUGGCAGAGUACUUUGCUCCACUGGGCGCAGUGAGUGAAGAGCUUUUUCUUGAACAACAGCUUCAGCAGCGGUUGUUCGCAUUUUUCGCACACGAUGCAAAACCGGUAAGACGGCCCGCAUUUGUUGUGUGUAAAUUGGAGAAGCCUGACGGGAAUACAUCGCACACAUCACUGGCGGCACUGCUUGACCAGUACACACUGUUGACGUGUGUGGCCUUGUGGGUGGCGGAUAUGGAGUUUGGUGAUAUGGAGAAGAUAAUCCGUAAUAUUUCAAAUGAUUUGAGGGAACGCUACAUGCAUCGCUUGGAUGGAUCGGUGCCUGAUGCUUCCGCGCAUAAUUGUGGUGUUGGUGUGGUCUACACAAUGCGGGGUCGUUCUGUUGUUCACAUUACUCGACAGGCAAUGGGCGCUGUCAAGUGGAAUCCGACUUUGUGCGAACGCGUGGACGGGAUGCUUAGGAAUUUGAAGGAGGAGUUGGGCCUGGUGUCAGAGAAUCUGUCUCUUGCCGUGCGAGGCGUCAACUCUGUUGUCUUGGUGGUGCUUCUACCAAUGAGUCCUGGUGUUUCCUUAAUGAAGCAUCACGCGAUAGAACGAGUUUGGGCGCAACAUGUAAAACGAAGUGGAUGGCACAGUGAAUUGUUGCAGCGAGUGAACCCCUCCAUUUUGGAACUGGCGGCGUUUUCAUCAUUCUGUGGCGUGUCCCCGCGCAGCACAUUUUAUUUCCUCUCCAAGGAAAAAGGGGAUGUGGAGGGGGUAGUGGCAUGGAUAGCGGAGCCGCGGGUGGGAAGUGAUAGCUGUGUGGUGCUCCUAGCACCAGCAUCUAACGAGAGAUUGGAUUUCAACAACACAAACCAAAACACUCAUCCUUGUCAAGCGCAGUGUGAAUGGUUACAGCGCACAUUUCGUUUAUGCAUAGCUAGUGCUGCUUCAUGGACCCCGUUGGGCGUAGGAAAAGAGCCUGGUUUUUUGUUUCGCGAUGGGAGUCUUGUCGUACGUAUUCCUUCCAUGUCCAUGACGUAUAAAAACGUGACGUCUGUGGCCACAGCUGCAAUUAGCGCCGUUUCACUGGGUUCCAUCACCGUGACGGCUGAGGAUGUCAGUCUAACUUUCCGGCGACAGGUGACUUUUACCCUUCUCAAUGAGCUCCGCUGCUCUGAAGACUACAUUGAUUAUGUUAUAACAGAGUAUUUGUACGAUGCACCACUUGAGAAAAGGACGGCUAUCUUUCGUAAAGGAAGGAGACAACAAAAGAUGCCGCCAGCGAUAAAGCGGAAUUUUGGAAAGGGUGAAGAGCAUUCGGUGUGGAUACGGCUUAAGGAGGACGGAGCCGUGUAUUGCGUGGCGCGCGAGUGUGGGGUUGGUCGAUUACUGCUAACACAGGCUUGUGUGUUUGGCCAUGCUCUUGAUGACGCGGCAGCGGAGCGGUGGGAGAAGUGGAUCUCUGGCAUUGAUGUUAUGGCUGUCGUGCAGUGA